GACGCGCGCAACCGCCCCAUCAACGCGACAAUCAACGGCGUCGCCAUCAUGGACGCCCUCGAAGAAUCCUCCCACCCAGCUUCACGACGCGCCGCAGACCGGUUACCCUCCUUCAUCAAAUUCCCGGCGCUGGUGCUCGUAUCUCUCAGCCUGAGCGCUUUCAUCCACACUCUCGCUUCCAACUACACCGGCCCGGAGCUCGGUUCAGUCAGUCGCGAACUGACGGAAGAAUGGCAAAUUGGCGUCAUGGUGGGCUGGAAGCUGUCCGAGUUGGCGGCCGCGUGGUAUCUGCGCUAUGAUUAUAUCGAUCUGGCCUGGUUGACGCUCUUGAGCAAUGUCCCUCACUACUUCCUCCUCCACACCUUCUUCGGCAUCGACCCCCUCGCCGCGCUCGUUCCGCUUGCCAUCGAUGUGGUGACCAUCGCCAUUCCAUUCGCCAUCUUCCGUGGCACUAUCCACGCUCGCGACACAACAGCUCCACGGACACCGAACCAACUCGUGGCACAAGAUACGGGCAUUCUAGUCAUCAUUGCGGCCCUUGGUGCUGCGCUAUACACUAUCACCAUCUACACAAGCUUCUACACUUGGCUGCCCACAUACAUGGUCAUCCAUUUCGAUGGCCUCAAGAGCCUCGAAAAGGCCCACAACGCCGUUGGGCCCAUCCUUGCCAUUCUCUUCCUGCCUCUCGGCUACGGCGCUGCUCACUUGAUCUUUGUACCAGCAAUCGGAUCUCCUGCCAACCCAGGGCGAACGGAUCCUAGCUUAGAGAAGGCUGUGUUUGAUCCUGCGAAUGCCACAUUUGGCCAGACUCUCGCAUACAAUCUCGGCUGCAGUCCAGCGGGCUUCACGCCACGAGCAGAAAUCCUAUUCAAGCGAACUGCUAUUCUGGCAACAUCGACCUUCGUCAACUCACUAGUGCGAUCAUAUGUCACCAUCGAGGGCACAGAGUUCAUGGGCGCUGUGGGCUGGUCGAGCAUCUGGGCGGUGGCUUCUCUAUUGACAGGUCUUGCAUUUUCUUGGGUCGGAGACGAGUAACAGGAGUACCUACUUGGGGAGAGACUGCUCAUCGGCGAGCGUGUAACAGUAGAAUAUGUUGGGCUGCGCCAUAUCAUGUACCCUAUGGAAUGCCCCGCCGCGACGAGGAAUAGCUCGAAGAAGCUGUCGUGUGGCUUGUCCAUCGCGACCGCUCGUCCUCGAACAAGCUCCAGGCGCCGCACUGAGCGACAGGUUCGAUCCGCCGGUUUCAAAGGUCUUCCCAAUCCGACGUGAAAAUCCCAUACCGCGAGAGCGCAAGUCAGUGCAUGCAGGUCGACCCUGCCUCACGAAUGCGCGAUCACCACUUCCAUCUUUCAUUUCAACCCGCGCCUGCUUCCACCUGUCAAGAUACGCAACAUGUAUUGAAGUGCUUGCCUGCAGUGCGACGGGCGCAGCCAAUAUCCACGAUGUCUCACACAAACCAUCGUCUCUCACCAGCGGUGACGUACUACUUCACCACCUACUACAUACAGUAGUACCUGUACCUGCAUGCCGAUUUCCACCCCGUCGUACUGCUUGACCGGCUUCUUCUUCUCCGUCGUCCUCUUCCUAGCACUAAAGCAUCUCGUCCCCUGGCCACAGGUCAUCCACUUCGCCGAACCAAGAAUGAAACGAAUACUCCAUAAAGCAAAGUCCAUUGCCAACAAUGGCAGAUCACAAGAAGCAGCGCCGAUAGAUCCAUCACAACAGCAUAUUCCUACACACGAUGGCACGAUGGACGAAGAGCGGUUUACUGUGGACCCCGUCACCCUUCAAGACGUCACGCGAUAUCGCUAUCAUCACGGUGUCAACCUAGGCUCGAUCUUCAUCUUAGAACGAUGGCUCACACCCUCCAUGUUCUCCGAACUGCCAAAACUGGGAUCCUCGGAACUCGCAGCCGCAGAGUACAACAUUCAACGCUUCGGCCUCGAAGCCGCCCGGGAGAAACAAGAACGUCACUGGCGCGAAUAUGUCACGGAUGCCGACCUCGACUGGCUGAGAGAUGUGGGCAAAUGCACUACCGUUCGUCUCCCGAUCGGAUUCUUCACGCUGGGCCCGGAAUGGUGCAAGGGCACGGCGUUUGAGAAGGUAGCGCCUUUGUAUCAGAAUGCGUGGAAGAAUGUCAGAAGUUUGGUGGCGAGAUUGCAUGAGCGUAAAAUUGGGACUUUGAUUGAUGUCCAUGGACUGCCUGGAGGAGCGAACAAGAACGAGCACUCGGGAACUAACAGUAACAAAGCGGAAUUCUGGUCGUCGAAGAAGAAUUUGGAGCUGGGGACGAGAGUGAUGUGUUUUAUCGCCGAGGAAGCGAAGAGUAUGGCCGGUGUUGCUGGCUUGCAGAUUGUGAACGAGGCGGAGUGGAGUCAUAAUAGCAAGUCUGGAUGGAAAUGGUACGACGAUGUCUUGAGAGCUGUGGGCGCGGUUGAUCCUACGAUACCGAUUUACGUCUCCGACGCGUGGUUCUUCUUGAAAGCCGCGGUACAAUGGAGUCGGACGAGGAAUAUGGCGAAGACGGGAUGCAAUCCUGUCGUGCUCGAUACGCAUCUCUAUUGGUGCUUUGAUCCGCGCCAUGAGUCUCAAACGCCAUAUCAGAUCAUUGAUGAUGUGCGGACCAAGCUCAGUGAGCUGGACGGCAACGAGGGCUCGGUGCACAAGGAGGGUGCUGCCGAGGUCAUUGUCGGCGAGUACAGCUGCGUGCUGGGUGAGCGAACGUGGGCGAAGAGUGGAGGCAAGAGCAAGGAGGAACUCGUUCGGCUCUUUGGGCACGCUCAAUCAGCGCAAUAUCAGCAGCGAGCGGGAGGCACGUUUUUCUGGACCUACAAGAUGGAUUGGAUGCCUGGUGGGGAGUGGGGCUUCAAACAGAUGACGGAGCAGGGCGCCAUCUGCUGUCCAGCGCAUCUGGCGAUGCCUGCUUCCGAGGUCGCUGCCCGUCUGAGCGAGGCUCGUCAGCACCAGAGCGUCGCGCGCAAAAGCGAAGAUGUGGCGAAACACAUCAGCUUUUGGGAUGCGCGCGGCUCAGGCUCGUAUGAGCAUUGGCGAUAUGAGAUGGGCUGGACGAUGGGCUGGAAUGAUGCGAUCGCAUUCUUUGAAGCCCGCAGCAGGCACUUUGGUCUCGAGGGCUGCGACAAGAUUGGUAUGCUGGACCUCUGGAUUCUCAAACGCUUGCGGGAUUGUAGGCAGACGGGCGAGUUUGUGUGGGAAUGGGAGCAGGGCUUUCGGAAGGGUGUCCAGAGCUUCUAUGAGACUGUCGGCAUCUCUGGCCACGAUGGUUCCUAGGAGAUGAGGUUGCCGCCAGCUCAUCCCUAAAGAACAUGAGCUUGAACGUCGGCGGACGGGGAAUUCUCCGAACAUCCUUUCAUGAAGGCGACGGGAAGCGCCCGUUUGAUCUUUAGAGACUGUGCAGCGAGUAAAGCUCGUAACAAUGAGAGCAAUGCCGGCAUCUGAGGCGGGUGGCAAGAAAGUAUCCUAGAAGCUAAAGGGAUUGCCAUAUUGGUAGUCGUGCGACAUUGAUUGCGGUGGUGUCGAAAGGCGCGGGCAUUAAACGAUGAAUUAUGUAGAUCUACAUACCUUAUGAUCUGAUGCUG
Messenger RNA from Sphaerulina musiva SO2202, 3596 nucleotides. Its product is annotated as glycoside hydrolase family 5 protein. Gene Ontology annotation, molecular function: glucan endo-1,6-beta-glucosidase activity. The record is from RefSeq and is a predicted model, not a curated record. The coding region runs from base 1525 to 3288 and encodes 587 amino acids. Lineage: Eukaryota; Fungi; Ascomycota; Dothideomycetes; Mycosphaerellales; Mycosphaerellaceae. Gene Ontology annotation, biological process: glucan catabolic process. Gene Ontology annotation, cellular component: extracellular region; cell surface. The transcript is spliced from 2 exons.